This is a messenger RNA of Fonsecaea erecta, 1566 nucleotides long. RefSeq lists its product as hypothetical. Lineage: Eukaryota; Fungi; Ascomycota; Eurotiomycetes; Chaetothyriales; Herpotrichiellaceae. The transcript is spliced from 8 exons. The record is from RefSeq and is a predicted model, not a curated record. Gene Ontology annotation, molecular function: acyltransferase activity. Bases 1 to 1566 code for a protein of 521 amino acids.
AUGUCGCCCCAGAUUCCCAUUGUCGUUGGUGUUGGCGAUUUCGUCAAUCGGUCGACUGCCGUCGCCGAUGCGCAGGAGCCCUUGACACUGAUCCUCAAUUCGAUUAAUCUCGCAUUGGAGGACACCGGGCUCGCCCAAGACAAGAAACAGCAACUUCAGGCUGCCAUUGACAGCAUCGAUGUGGUCCGCACGUGGACUUGGCCAUAUGACGACCUACCCGGUGACAUUAGCCGCAGAUUAGGGGUCGAUGCACGACAUAAGUUCUACAGCGAUCACGGCGGAAAUAAGCCUGCCAAGCUAUUCGAUCAAGCCGCCAGGAGAAUCUCGAAAGGGCAGACGAAGGUCGCAGUCGUCACGGGUGGAGAAGCAUUGGCAUCUUUGACUACGUGCGCUAAUGCAAAGAAGCUACCACCGCCAGGAUGGACCAAGACAAAGGAAAGAGUCGACUCUGCCUUUACUCCUACUGGCAGAGAUCUGGGCAAAGAUAUUGGCGCCAUCCACUCGAUAGGAGCCCCCAUCCACGUCUAUCCGCUCUUCGAAAACGGAUUCCGUGCACAUCGCGGCCAGUCAAUACCUGAAAACCACGACGAAUCGUCACAGCUGUACGCCGAAUUCGCCAAAGUGGCGGAAAACAACCCGUAUGCUUGGAAUUAUGGCAAGCCAGCAGCCACGAAGGAGGUCAUCGGGACGGUAACGAAGCGCAACCGCAUGAUUUGCUUCCCCUAUCCACUUCUCAUGAAUGCAUUCAACACCAUCAACCUGGCCGGUGCGUGCAUUCUGACCUCGACCGACUACGCAGAAGAACUGGGCAUUCCCAAGGCAAAGUGGAUAUACGCCCUGGGUGGUGCUGGCACGCAGGACAGUAGCAACUUUUGGGAACGACCGAACUAUUACACGAGUCCGUCCAUCGAACGCUCUAUCGAUGCCAGUCUGCAGGUCUCUGGUCUGACCAAGGAAGACAUCGACCUGUUCGACUUCUAUUCAUGCUUCCCGAUUGUCCCGAAAAUCGCAGCCUCACAUCUGAAGCUGCCAAUAACGCAUGGAAGCAAACCCAUCACUCUCCUCGGGGGACUGACCAGCUUUGGAGGCGCAGGAAACAAUUAUUCCAUGCACGCUAUAACCGAGAUGACGCGACAACUGAGAAAGGGCAAAGGUCGAAAUGGUCUGAUUCUUGCGAACGGUGGCGUCUUGACCUACCAGCAUGUGUUAUGUCUGUCGACGACACGCCGGCGAGGCGGCACACCCUACCCUGACAGAGACCCGUUGCCCGAGUUUGUGACCGACGUCCCUGCUCCGAAAGUCGAUGCCAAGGUCGAAGGGGAACAGGAUGCUGUCAUAGAGACGUACACCGUCGAAUUUAAACGCGACAAUACUCCGCUUCGAGCAUACGUCGUCGGUCGACUGAAGAGCUCCGACCACCGGUUUAUCGCCAAUCACGCGGACGAAGAGACAUUGAAGGAACUGUCGUCUGGGACCGAUGAGAAGAUUGGGCGCACGGGGCGGGUCCAUAACGACGGGAAGAGGAAUCUAUUCACACUGAAGAAGGGCACGUUGGGCAAGUUGUAA